UGGGGUCGUCGGGGUUGUCGUCCACGGCCUGGCUGUAGCGGCGGACCCGCAGCAGAGAGGAGGAAGCCGGCAGCGCCGAGCCGCCGCCGCCCGCCGCCAGGGCGCAGGCCCCGCGGGAGAGCCGCUCGCCGAGACCUCCAGACCCGGGGCCGCCCCAUGGCCGACAGGAAGCAGAAGAUCCACGUGUUCCUGGGGGCCCCUCCCGCCCCCGAGGGGGAGUGUGGAGCUGGGCUGGACCAGCCGGCCCCACCCCCACCCCCCGCCCCGCCCCCCGCCUCCUGGAUCCGCAUGGAGCUGAGCUGGCAGGACGGGAGGCUGAGGCCCCCCCCAGGUGAAGGGCCGCUGCAUCAGGAGGACCGUGGCGUCCCUCAUCGGCGUGUUAGCCAAAGGUUCCGCCCCGCAGCAGGCCCCUCUCAGGGCCCGCCCCCCUCUCAGAGCCCGCCCCCCUCUCAGAGCCCGCCCCCCUCUCAGAGCCCGCCCCCCUCUCAGAGCCCGCCCCCCUCUCAGGGCCCGCCCCCCUCUCAGAGCCCGCCCCCCUCUCAGAGACCGACCCCCUCUCAGAGACCGACCCCCUCUCAGGGCCUCCCCCCCGGCCAGGCCGACCAGCCGAGCACCGACAGCACUGACCUCUGUAGGGGUUCUGGACGCCAUGACGACCAGCAGGACCUCUGCCAGGCGUCGCUGCACGACUAUCUGGACGGCUGUUUCCCUAGAGCCAGUAGCUCCGCCCCCAGCACCAUGCCCCGCCCCCUGGCCGAGUCACUCCACACUCAGUACCUCAGCGCCUGGACUCUCAGCCAGGCGUUGGUGCUGCGGGCGCGGCCCCGUAGCCAAUCAGCAUCCAGCGCUGAGAGAAGUCCCCCCUCUCAACCCCCAGCCAGCGCCCCCUCCACCCCCCAGUCCUCCAGUACUCCUGAACUAUUCAGCCCCGCCCCCUCCAUGACCACGCCCCCCUCCAUGGCCACGCCCCCCCAGCCGGGCUCCUUGGAUCUCUUCAGCUGGUCGGUGGAGGAGGGGGGGGUCGUGCUGGAGGCUGACCCAGAUGGGGUGCUCUGUUCCCAGGGGGGGGUACCCGGGGUCGGUCCCGAACCCGACCCACCUGAACCGGGCCCCACGGACCCCCCCACCCCACCCCACAAGAGGCUACGCAGGAUGAUCCCAGAGUGCACUGGGGCGACGACCUCCGCGGCCCCGGCCCCAACAGAGAGGGCCGGGACCCGGUCGCUCCAGGGACCCACCACCCUCCUGGCUCAGUGCCUGGAGCCAGGCCAGUACGGAGCAGGCCGGACAGGAGCAGGCGGGACAGGAGCAGGCCGGAGGUUCUCGGUCCUGGUGACUGCGGUCCACCCCUGUCACCUGAAGGAGAUCACGAUGCGGUCAGGUGUGUGGGCGGGCAGCAGCGUUCCGCUGGCCACCAUCGUUGUGACCGACCAAUCAGGAGUGGAGGUGAAGGUGUUGCUAUGGAGACGAGCCGCGUUUUGGGCUCUGACCGUUUUCCCUGGGGACAUCCUGUUGAUCACAGGCCUGGAGGUGAACCACGAUACGUGGCGUGGAGAGACGCUGCUCCGGUCCAGCUUCAGCAGCAAGCUACUGAACCUCGGCCCCCUCACCCCCUCCAGCUCACCAACAGCCCCUCAGUGUGUGAGCAGGGAGGCGGUCCGGUCUCUGUGUGUGUUUGUUGCGGCGCGGCGCCCUCUGCUGGCCACCCUGUGCCGGCGCCCCACCCAGACCCUGGACAGACUGCCCUACAUCCGCCUGGCCGCCCUACGGACACACACCCUGGGCCACGCCCUGCUGAGGGUCAAACACACACACACCUGCACAGAGUGGCGUGGGGAGGCUGGGGGCGGGGCCCGGCGCGGAGGGGUCCAGAAGGCGGUGCUUAGCGUGGAGCAGGGCGACGGGCGGCGGGGCUGGCUGGUCCUCUGGGGGUCCACCCUCACAUGGCUCCCCCGCAUCACCCGGAAUACAGACGCCGUGUGGGACUUCCGGUAUCUUCUGGUGCGGGACGGCGUGUCCUCUGACCUCCCAGAGCUCCACUCCACCCCCUGGGGGGCGGUCCAGCCGGUGUUCCCCCAGGACAGCCGCGCCCGGGAGUUCUGCAGCACCCCCGGCCCUCCUGGCCCCCCGGAGCUGGACCUCGGCACGCUGCUGUCCCAGAGACACUCUGGUGACGUGGAUCUCCGGGUAAACAUCACGUCCUUCCAGUUCCAGGCUAGCCUUUCCCAGAAUGCACCUGUUGAACGGCUGGACAGCGAGGCGUCGCUGGAGCGCAUCGUGGAGACGCUCGGAGGAGACGUGACCUACGCUGGCUGCGGCCGCUGUGCCUUUGAGCUGGGCACCGACGCCAACGGCAUCUACCUGCCCUGCUACCCCUGUCUGCCUCACACCGGCGUCAGGCGCUACUACAGGCCCGGUCUCCUGGUGGUCAGCGAGGGCUCCAGCACGGUGGGGGUUCAGGUUCCUCCGGUCCUCCUGGAGAAGAUCCUGGAGACACCAGCAGACAGACUCUACAAGACCGUCGACCCGGGGUCAGAGGUGAGACAUGUCCGUCUGGUGGCAGAGAGGAUUCAGUCUCUUGUCACGCUGCCGCUGAAGAGCUUCCUGUUGACGGUCCGCAGUCACUUUCUGUGCGACGAGAACAGUGUUCCCCUGGUGCAGGACUUCCUGUUGCUGGACCUCCAGUUCCCAGGAGAACUAGUCCUGCGGUCCUGGGAGAACCGCGGAGUAUUGAAGGCAGUUGGUGUUCAAGCCCUUCAGAGCAAUACGAGGUCCCUGGGUCCUGGACCAUCAUCUUCCUCAUCGGCUGUUUGGUGGCUGCCUGUUGCCAUGUCAGCAAUCAGGAUGGCCGACGCUUCGUACCACGGCUACGAGAACGACAACGAGCUGCUGAUGAACCUGAACUAUGACUACAUCCCCCCAGUGGACAUCAAGACAGAACCCUACAUCCCAGAGAACGCUCACGGACCAUACAUCCAGAUCAUAGAGGAACCAAAGCAGAGGGGCUUCAGGUUCCGGUAUGAGUGUGAGGGCCCCUCCCACGGGGGGCUCCCGGGGGCGUCCAGCGAGAGGAACCGGAGGACCUACCCGACCGUCAAGGUGAAUAACUACGUGGGCCAUGCACGGGUGGAGGUGCAGCUGGUGACCCACAGCGACCCCGCGCGGGUCCACGCCCACAGCCUGGUGGGCCGGCAGUGCACCGAGAACGGGACCUGCACCCUGGACGUGGGCCCCAACGACCUCACCGCCUCCUUUAGUAACCUGGGGAUCCUCCAUGUGACCAAGAAGGGUGUGAUGGAGGUUCUGACGCGAAGGCUGAGAGAUGAGAGGCGGCAGCAGAAGGGCCUGCACCAUCUCUUCUCUGAUGCAGAGGACAGCUCCAUGGUGAAGGAGGCCAAGGAGCUGGGGAAGGUGAUGGACCUGAACAUCGUGAGGUUAAAGUUCACCGCCUACCUCCAGGACAGCAACGGGGGCUUCACCAGAGCCCUGAAGCCUGUGGUGUCCAACCCCAUCUACGACAGCAAGUCUCCCAACGCGUCCAAUCUGAAGAUCUCUCGGAUGGACAAGACGUGUGGAUCCGUGUUUGGAGGAGAUGAGAUCUUCCUGCUGUGUGACAAAGUCCAGAAAGACGACAUCGAGAUCCGCUUCUACGAGGAGGACGAGGAGGGGGCCUGGGAGGCCUUCGGAGACUUCUCCCCAACGGACGUCCACAAACAGUAUGCCAUCGUGUUCCGGACCCCCCCCUACCACAGCAUGGAGAUCCAGGGCUCUGUCCCGGUGUUCCUGCAGCUGAAGAGGAAGAAGGCCGGAGACAGCAGCGAGCCCAAGAUCUUUACCUACGUCCCCCACGUCCACGAUAAGGAGGAGGUGCAGAGGAAGAAGCUGAAGCCCCUCUCCCACUACGAGCCAUGGAGAGGGGGGGGGGGAGCAGGAGGAGGAGGGGGGGGAGGAGCAGGGGGAGGCCAGGGGGGAGGGCGGGGAGGAGCAGGAGACUUCGGAGGAGGAGGAGCCUACCAACACAUGAACGGGGGCGGAGGAGGAGGGGCAGGAGGAGGAGGAGGAAGCUUCAACAGCUACAGAGGAAGCUUCAACAGCUAUGGGGGAGGAAACCAGAUGUCAGGCUCCGCCCCUCAGACCGUGGUUGCCCAGCAGCAGACGACAGAUCAGACAGAUGGACAGAGUUCACCCUUACAGCAACAGCUGUUACAGCUAGUGGCCCGUCUGCAGCGGUCCAGAUCCCCUGGGGGGGGUCCGGCCCAGGGCUCCAGACCCCCGGCCCAGGCCCUGCUCCAGUACUGCAGCUCCGGAGACCCACGGGUCCUGCUGGCCCUCCAGAGACACCUGUGUGGGGUCCAGGACCACAACGGAGACACUCCUUUGCACCUGGCCAUCAUCCACCAGCAGUCUGGAGUGGUUCACCAGCUGAUCCACACUCUGCUGAGCAGCCACCAGAACCACGUCCUCAACACGCCUAACCAGCUCAGACAGACGCCGCUGCACCUGGCGGUGCUGAGCGGUCAGGUGAGGCUGGUGGAGGCGCUGCUGCGGGCGGGGGCUGACCCCGGCCAGGGGGACCUGGAGGGCCGCAGCCCGCUGCACCUGGCCGCGCUGGCGGCCGACGAGGCCCUGCUCCGCCCCCUCCUGGCUCACCUGGGGGAAAGCCACGCCCACCUGGUCAACAUGGCCGACUACCACGGUCUCCAUCCCCUCCACCUGUCAGUCAGGAGGGGCGGAGAGCGCUGUCUCCGCCUCCUGGUUGGGGGCGGGGCCAAAAUCAACGCUGGCGAGCAGAAGAGUGGAAGCUCUGCCCUCCACCUGGCGGUCAGAGACAACCUGUUCAAGGUGGCGUGUUACCUGAUCACAGAGCUGAAGGCGGACGUCAACGCGGCCACGUUUGGCGGGAACACAGCGCUGCACCUGGCCGCGAGCCAGGGCUCCCCCACCCUCUGCUCCAUGCUCAUAGCCGCAGGGGCCGACAAGAACCUGGAGAACGACGAGCCCCUCUCCUUCAGCUCCUCUUCCUCCUCAGACGAAGACGAAGACCAGGAGGAGGACCAGCCAAUCACAGCACAGCACCGAGGCCCAAAGGCCACCUCGCAGCCAAUCACCACUCGCAAGAGACCCUCGCCGGGACACACCCCCCUGCAGCUGGCCACCUGUCAGAAGGUUAAAAAGCUGUUGGACUCGAGGCACAGUCCCAGAACGGGUCGUCAUAGUAACAAAAAAAUCAAGUGCAGCAGUCCAGAGCCCCAGCGGGGGGUCCUGGACGAGGAGACGCUGUCGUCCCUGCUGGGGGUGCUGCGCGUGGGGGAGGUGCCCUGGAGGGCGCUUGCUGAGCGCCUCGGCAUGAUGACCCUCGCCCACCUCUACCAGGACAGCCCGUCGCCAUGCCAACACCUGCUGCACAGCUACCAGCUUGGAGGCGGUGCAGUAGAGGGUCUGGUCGGAGCUCUUGAGGGUCUCGGGCUGACAGAGGGGGUCCGAGUCCUGAGACAAGCCCAGCUCCACCAGGAGAAACACACUGCAGACGCCACGGUUGACAGCGGCUUUGGCAGUCAACCAAUGGAGGAGGCAGUAGAGGAGCCCCCGGUGGCCAAUCAGUGAGCAGCAGGACUCACAAGAGUUGCAUCUCCUUCACUUCCUGGUGGGAUGAUGGAGGAGUCUAGUAGCCAAGAGCUCCACCCGCCCACGUCCACCCAGUUGUGAUAUCAUCAUAGGACACUCGGUGGCCACGCCCCCAUUGUAAAAAAUGUUAUUGACGAAGUCAUGUAUAUAAAUAUAUAAAUAUAUUUACAUAUCUAAAUAUCUGUGGGUGGGCUGGAGGUCAGAGGUCAGCAGUGUGUGUGUUUCUCAGCGGGGUCAGGUCAGAGAUUAACAGUGUGUGUGCGUCUCUCAGCAGGGUCAGGUCGGAGAUCAGCAGUGUGUGUGUUUCUCAGCAGGGUCAGGUCAGAGGUCAGCAGUGUGUGUGUCUCUCAGCAGGACCGAGUCAGAGGUCAGAGUUCAGCAGGGUGGGAAUCCAGGGGUCCCAGACACCCUAAAGCAGAGGCCACAUUUGUGGGGAUCUCUGAAAGUCCUAAGUUAGUUGUCACUUGCAAUUGCCACUAAAAUGUACUUUAAAAGCUU
This is a messenger RNA of Gadus morhua (Atlantic cod), 6123 nucleotides long. RefSeq lists its product as uncharacterized. Gene Ontology annotation, molecular function: RNA polymerase II cis-regulatory region sequence-specific DNA binding; protein binding; DNA-binding transcription factor activity, RNA polymerase II-specific. Gene Ontology annotation, biological process: regulation of DNA-templated transcription. Bases 157 to 5604 code for a protein of 1815 amino acids. Lineage: Eukaryota; Metazoa; Chordata; Actinopteri; Gadiformes; Gadidae. The transcript has 36 exons. Gene Ontology annotation, cellular component: cytoplasm. The record is from RefSeq and is a predicted model, not a curated record.